AGUACAUCGACCGGUGGCUGGAGGCCAACAGACAGUUCAACUGGAACGCCGUGGUCCGCACCAAGAAGUUCCUCUCCACCCGGUGCUGUUGCUUCUGUUCCUGGGGGAAGAGUUUCGGCACCUACCUGACCGGUCUGUACUUGGUGACUAAGUUUCUGUUUGUGCUCAACUCUGCCUGUGUCUUCCUCAUCAUGCAUCACGUGGUCGGAGACUG
Aplysia californica (California sea hare) is the source of this 214-nucleotide messenger RNA. Its product is annotated as innexin unc-7. The record is from RefSeq and is a predicted model, not a curated record. NCBI's taxonomy places the organism in Eukaryota, Metazoa, Mollusca, Gastropoda, Aplysiida, Aplysiidae.